AUGAGCAAGCUGUCGUUCAGGGCUCGCGCCCUGGACGUCUCUAAGCCAAUGCCGAUCUAUAUGGCUGAAGAAUUGCCAGAUUUGCCAGAUUAUUCGGCCAUUAAUCGCGCAGUGCCCCAAAUGCCCAGCGGCAUGGAAAAGGAGGAGGAAUGCGAACAUCAUCUUCAAAGGGCAAUAUGCACGGGUUUAAUCAUUCCUACCCCUGAAGUAACAGACUUGGCAGAUGUUGAAGCUUAUGACAAAAUAUAUCCUGCUGAUUACAAGUUGCCUCGUCAACUUAUACAUAUGCAGCCCUUUGCAAUGGAGCAAGACAUACCAGACUAUGAUAUGGAUUCAGAAGAUGAAAAAUGGGUUGCUGUUCAAAGUCGCAAAAUGGAUCUAACUCCACUUCAGUUUGAAGAGAUGAUGGAUCGUUUAGAAAAGAGUUCAGGCCAAACUGUAGUUACCCUUAAUGAAGCUAAAGCACUUUUAAAAGAAGAUGAUGAUCUUAUUAUUGCAGUUUUUGAUUAUUGGUUAAACAAACGACUUAAGACACAACAUCCUUUAUUAUUAACUGUAAAAACGGAACAUCGGCUUGGUUCGGCUGCUAACAAUCCUUAUUUAGCAUUUAGACGCAGAACAGAAAAAAUGCAAACACGUAAGAUUCGUAAGAACGAUGAAACAAGUUAUGAAAAAAUGCUCAAGUUACGUAGAGAUCUUAGCAGGGCAGUUACUCUCCUCGAAAUGGUUAAACGUCGGGAAAAAACGAAACGAGAACAUUUGCAUCUUACAAUAGAAGUUUAUGAAAAGAGGUAUCAAGCGCAAGAUUUCAAUGGUCAGAUUCUAGCAGAAGUGUCUGCAUUAAAAACUCCAAGACCAGCAUUCACUCCACUUUUCACCAAUCAAUUUGGAGUUCAUCAAAAUUGGGCAAAUAAAGUUUGUAAUAAAGAUGAAGUUGUAGCUAGAAAAGAAAAGAGGCAAUACAAGAAACGAAAACAUAAAACGGACAGUAGAGGAGGUAGCCUCGAUGAAACUGGUAUACGUGGCGGAACAGGCAGUGGAGGAGGUCGAGGAAAUCGGACAGGAGUACUUGGAAGUGGGCUGGACCCUCUACUAAGUUCGGAUGAAGACAGUCCCCUUCCAUCACAUUCUCAUUCUCAACCUUCUCUUUCUUCAGAUAGAGAUGAUGAGGAUACUGCUGAUGAAGGCCAAUUUGCCUUUCGACGAAAUAGGAAUAGCACUUAUCUACCUCCCGUAUUAGGUGGAUUUGGAAAUUGGCCUUGGUGUGACAAACAUGAAGGAGGUUUGGCUGAUAAGAAGUAUAGGUUUGCCCUCACCAGCAUUAGUAAACCAGUACCUAAAUGUAUUGGUCUUGCUAGAAGAAGACUUGGUCGAGGUGGCAGAGUUAUACUAGACCGCUGUACUUCAGAUUUGGACGACAUGUGGUCUUCUUUAGAUUUUACGAUACACGAACCAAAACGUGAGGCUUCAAACUCAAAUACAACUGCCACAAAUAGUACACCUGUCAAGAAAGAAUGGCUACACUUUCGACCAAAGACUCCACCUGAGUCAGUGCACAGUCCAAGUGAGGAAAGUAGCGAUACAGACUCAGAUGUAGAACCAGUGUUGUCUCCAUCGAAACCACUUCCAUAUCCAUUCCCACCUGAAGCAACGUCGAUAUGUGUGGAAGUGGAGCCCGAACGUGUGGGUGACGAGCCACCAUUUACUUCGGAAUUUAACAUUGCAGAUUACUUCUCAGUGGAUGCUCUAUCGGACUUUGAUCUUGCGGUAGCAAGUGUCAACGGUAGUGCGUGCGUUAGUGGGUUGUCGGACAAUAGCUCCAGCGAUUUGCGGACAGACGAGCUGGGCAGCUCACAUUUUGUAGUGACACCAUUAUGCAGCAAUCUGUUUGCACAGCCUGUGACACAACAGAGCCGGCCUCAGUGCAGUGGUGGUGGUUCUAGUGUUGUAAAUACUUCAAGUUCUUCAAUCCCGUCGUCCUCUUCGUGUGUGACCAAUCAAGCGACGACACUGAGUACCGUAUCAACGCAAUGUACGAGUGUUGCGAUAGAAACACAGUCGAAUUACCAGUCCAGACAACACAGACAAUUACCUUAUAACAGUAACGCUGCUUCUAUAUUAUCUAAAUCUCUGACUAGUCCAACAAAUAAUAGAAAUGGCGGUAAUUGUGGCAGUGGUGGAAGUGCAGGAGUUAGAGUGUUUAGUGCAGCCACCACACCUAGUGGUACCAUUACAAACUUUGGUAAUGGCCAUCAAAAUGGGCCUUUAUCACAUAUAAGCAACUCAAAUAAUCUGCCAAACAGUACUCAUGUUGUGAACAAUCAGCCGACAAUAGUUCUACCACAGAAACAUCCGCCGUCCAAUCUGUUGCCUGGCCUUAUCACGCAAAGUAAAUUAGCGAGUAUUGCAAGACAACAACAGCAACAAACACAGAGUCAGGCACAACAAAUCCCAACGUCCGGGGAAAUUACGCUUAAUAGUAAUAGUGAAAGUUUGAAUCUGGAGGUGGAUGGAGUGGAAAAUUCACCCUGUGAGACCAAAUCACAACAGCAACAACUUGUCCGGGCAAAUAAAACUAAUUCAUUGGCAAUGGAAGUGACAUGAUGCCUACUAUUGGCACCCCUGUUGCUACCAACGCGUUAUCGGGGGCUUUGCUAAUUUUAUCUUGCCCAUGUCUGCCUGACUAUGGGAAGUGGAUAUUGACGUAUUGUUUAAUGCAAAUAGUGGUACGGCUGAGUACAAUUGCAAAAUUGUUUUGAUCAGUUCUCUUCUGUGGCGAAACUAUGAUUAUCAGAAUAGUAUAAAUGUUAUAGAAAAUAUUGCCUUUAGCUCUGGCCUGAAAAAAGAAAAAAAAAAAAAAACAUUUUAAUUAAUUAAUUUUUUUUUUUCUUUUCUUAUUGAAUCAACAGUCAGUCUGUAUUAUGCAAAUCAUGGAUUAAUAAUCAUAUCAUAAUAUACAUGUUAUUUUUGGAAAAAUGAAAUUAUAUUUCAGAAAUUCAGUUCUCUAAAAUUAAUGAAAAUUUCUGUGGUAAUUUUCUAUGCUUUUUACAUAAAGAAGGAAUAUUUAACAAAUUACGAUAUACGGUUUCUUUUUCUUUGUACAUAAAUAUGUAUUUAUUGAUUGUACAAAGAAUGACAUAUUCUUCUUCAUAUGUUAUAAUUAAAAUUUGUAAAACAAAUGCAGUCAGAAUGAAUUAAGUUAAAUUCAUUUAAGUUAAUUAGUGCUACGAAAUUGAAACAGUACCAGUAUAACAAAUUACAAACAUAAUUUAUUUAUUUAUACAUAUGUUUCCAAAGGAUCAUAACAUUGUUAUUGAUUAUUAUUAUUAUUAUUAUUUCUUUUUUUAUAUUUGAGAGUUCAACACUCUAAGAUUAUACGCAGUGCAAAAAAAAAAUUGUCAUGUAUUAAAGCUAAUAGAAACUAAUAGAAUCCUGUAAUCUGGUUAAUUCUAUUUGUGUACAAAAACAAUACUAAAAAUGUAUCUCAUAAUCACUGCUUAUGUCACAAGCUUUCUCAAACACAGCAUUCAUUAGAAACAAAUGUAAGGAGCAGUACAAUAUAACUCCACAGAAGUAAGAACAAUCAGUUUAUAGUAUGUUUUAUAAAUAAUUUGCAUAUAUGACAAAUUCUUGACAUAAAAUCUUAUGCAAAUUUAUUGGAAAUUAUAUUUUCCUUAGAUUGUAUAAUAUAUAUAAUCUUUUCAAGAUUUCUGCUGCAAGUUCGUCACACAUAAAAAAAAUUUGUAAUUACUUGUACAAUUAUAAAUCCAAAAAUAAUAAUUUUAUUCUACUUAUUGCAAUUGAAAAACUAUUUAGAAGCAGAGAAAAGAAUAAUGUAUUUUUUUAUUACAUUACAUAAUUAUUUCAUUGCUGUACAUAGAUUUGUUUUGAGUACCAUGUUUUAAAGAAGCUGUUUCUUUAUAUAUCUCAUAAUAUAUUAAAACGCUUGAAGGCUGUGAAAUAUUAAAGCUAUUACUGUCAGGUAAUUUCAAAGAACAUUAAAUAUCUUUGUAUGCAAGAUGCAUGAUUGGUGAAUAUAUUAUAUAUGUAUGAGUUUUUGUAUUACUAGAUGACAACAGAUUAUAUCGAAAAAUAAGUAGAGUCUAAUUUUAUUCAAAUGUUGCGUUUGAGGAGCUUGUAUUACACAAAAUUGUGAAGGAAUGCUAUCUUUAGAAUACCUAUAUAAGGACUCAUAAGUCUUUCGUGUUAGUAAUUGCAAAACAUAUAUUAUGAAUUAGACCCUCAAAAAAAGGUAUUCAUCUGUUAGCAAGAUGUGAGAAAUUACAAAAGAAAAAUUUAUUUCCAAAUAAUAUAUUUGCAAAAAAUAGAAUUUUUUCUUUCAAUCAUUUAUAUGUAUCUCUUCUAUGUAGUAACUGUAUAUUCUUGUUAAGAAAAAUUAUUACCUAUGAAUACUAAUGCAUAGGUAAAAAGUCUUGAAUUUCCAUGUAUCACACAUUUGUGAUGCUCUCUCUUCCUCUUAGCAUCUUUUAUAUGACUGUCUCCCUUUAUGUACAAUUUUAUUGGUGUACCAAGAUAAAAUGUUAAGGGCAAAUAUUUUUUAUAAAGGACAAGAAUAGAAUUAAACAUGUUUUAUUUUGGAUGUAACAAUUUUUAAAAAAAAGGAACAAUAAUUGUGACAGUGACAGAGAAUCAGUUAAUUUCUAUGUUCUCUUUCAUUUCUAAUUUAAAAAUAUAAUUUACUUUGCAUGUGAUUAUUCUACAAAAUUCAUUUUUAUAUGUUUAUAGCUUUACUUUUUCAUUAUGUUCAGAAAAAACAAUAUAAUAUAUUGAAAACAUAAUGAAAUUCAAAGUAAGCUAUUAUAUUUCUCAACUCAUAAUUGUAACAAUGUUCACUAUGUAAUCUUGUGUAAAGUCAAAUAACACUGUAUUUUAUGAUAUUGUGAAAAAUAUUGUGAUAAUUCAAAUUCAAAGCAAUUUAUGCAAAAUAUAGGCCAUUGCUCAACUAAUAAUUUAUCGUUAUUAAAAAUAUAAAAAUAUAUGUCAAAAAUAAUCUCAUAAACUUUUCACAUGUUUAAAUAUUGUUUUUUCUCAAUGAACAAUGAAAAUGCUUAGUGCCAGCCGUAACGCAAGAUAAGAAGUAUGAUUAUGGUGCAAAUGUUUCAAAUUGUAGGGAGACUUCUUAAAAUCAUAAUAAGAAACAAACAAAAAAAGAUAUAUUGUACAUAUAAAAAUAAUUACGCUUACUGUAUCUCUUACUUUUAGGUAAUUAACUAAAUAAUUGUAAUUAAUGUUGUUGUGGUAGGCACACAGCGAUGUGUAUGAAAAAUUUAUGAAUUCAAAACAAUUUUAGAGAAGGAGUAAUAAAGAAAUUUUAUCCUGGAUAGAACUUAUUAUUUUGUAAAAGAACACUUGCCUAUAAUAUUAUCUAACAUUUUCUAAAAUUUAAUUUCUGCUCCAUAUUUGUACAUACAUUUUAGAAACAUGAUUAUUUCUCUCGUUUUUCUCAAAUUUAUCAUUAAGCAAGAAGGUUCUAUUUUUUUUCACAUCCUCAUCUGUACAUGGUAUAUUAGUAAUACCACUAAUUCCUUGUCAAUUUUUGGCAUUUACUUAUACAUUUAAAUUUAUUAUUAUAUGUUGGGAAUCUUCUGCUAAAUGAAUGUAUGAGAAGGACAAGUGAUGUUUGGAGAAUUAUCCAAAAAGAUUCUUGUAAAAAAUAAUUUGUUUAUUUAGUUGAAACGCUUUAAACGAAAUAUAGUGGUACAUGGAUUUUUAUAUAAAA
This is a messenger RNA of Vespula pensylvanica (western yellowjacket), 5740 nucleotides long. It is a transcript of the gene E(Pc), whose product is annotated as enhancer of polycomb homolog 1. Lineage: Eukaryota; Metazoa; Arthropoda; Insecta; Hymenoptera; Vespidae. Bases 1 to 2604 code for a protein of 867 amino acids. Gene Ontology annotation, cellular component: piccolo histone acetyltransferase complex. The record is from RefSeq and is a predicted model, not a curated record. Gene Ontology annotation, biological process: regulation of transcription by RNA polymerase II. The transcript has 10 exons.